Tribolium madens (black flour beetle) is the source of this 2064-nucleotide messenger RNA. RefSeq names its product glucose dehydrogenase [FAD, quinone]. Gene Ontology annotation, molecular function: oxidoreductase activity, acting on CH-OH group of donors; flavin adenine dinucleotide binding. Bases 136 to 2007 code for a protein of 623 amino acids. Lineage: Eukaryota; Metazoa; Arthropoda; Insecta; Coleoptera; Tenebrionidae. The record is from RefSeq and is a predicted model, not a curated record. The transcript is spliced from 4 exons.
CCACAACCAGUGCACCGUACCAUUCAACUCGGUUCGGUUCUUUUCUCGUGAUUGCAAAUCCGGAACCAAAAGUGCAGUGCUCUACCGGAAUUUAGCUUGUGACCCAUUGGGAUUACACGCAAAUCAUCGAGAACGAUGGCUUGCAAUUGUCCUGUGACGCAACCAGGGCCUACUCUUGCCUCGACUUGUGGUGGUGCCCAAUAUAUGCUUUUUAUGGGUCUAUUGGAGGUGUUUCUGAGAUCGCAGUGUGACCUUGAAGACCCUUGUGGCCGCCCCCAUAACACCCCUGUUCUCCCCGAGUACGAUUUUAUUAUUGUUGGGGGCGGUAGUUCGGGGGCGGUGGUGGCAAGUCGCCUCUCGGAAAUUCCCGAAUGGAAUGUUCUUUUGAUCGAAGCAGGCUUAGAUGAACCCACUGGUACUCAAGUACCGUCGAUGUUUUUGAAUUUUAUUGGUUCGGAAAUUGAUUGGGGGUACCAGACGGAACCCGAACCGGCAGCGUGUCUGGCAGAAACGGAGCAGAGGUGCUAUUGGCCAAGAGGGAAGGUACUGGGUGGUACUUCGGUGAUGAAUGGGAUGAUGUAUAUCCGAGGAUCGCGGAAGGAUUACGAUGAUUGGGCAAAGGCAGGGAAUGAGGGGUGGAGUUAUAACGAAGUACUGCCCUAUUUUCUCAAGAGUGAGGAUAAUAAGCAAGUGGAGAGUAUGGAUAGAGGGUACCAUGUGAGUGGGGGGUUGUUGACAGUGUCGCAGUUUCCCUAUCACCCCCCACUAUCACAGGCGUUGCUUAAGGCGGCGCAAGAGUUAGGGUACCCAAUCAGAGACUUGAAUGGGGCAUAUCAUACCGGGUUUAAUAUUGCACAAACAACCAAUAGAAAUGGGUCAAGGUUAAGUACGGCGAAAGCGUUUCUAAGACCGUUUAAAAAUCGAAGAAAUUUGAGUAUUUUGAUGAAUUCAACCGUGACUAGGAUUUUGAUUAAUACAACCACCAAACAGGCAUAUGGAGUAGAAGUUAUUAAUAAUGGAGUCAAACAAGUCAUUUACGCGAGUAAAGAGGUUAUAGUAUCCGGGGGUGCAAUCAACUCUCCUCAACUCCUACUUUUGAGUGGGAUAGGCCCCCGGGAGGACCUGCAACAGGUCAACGUGCCCGUUGUGCAUCAUCUCCCAGGUGUGGGCAAGAAUCUUCAAAACCAUGUCGCACAUUUCGUCAAUUUUAAUAUCAACGACACGAAUAGUGCCCCUCUGAACUGGGCCACAGCCAUGGAGUACCUCCUUUUUCGAGAUGGGUUAAUGAGUGGUACCGGUAUUUCCGAAGUGACUGGAUUCAUCAACACAAAAUAUAACGACCCAAGACUGGAACAUCCCGAUAUUCAAUUUUUCUUUGGAGGGUUUUUGGCAAAUUGUGCAAGGACUGGACAAGUAGGCGAGAGAGUGGAUAAUGGUACUCGUCAAAUUCAAAUGAUUCCGACAGUCUUGCACCCAAAAAGUCGCGGAGUAUUAAAAUUGAGAGAUAACAACCCUCUUAGCACCCCUCUGAUUUACGCCAAUUAUUUCACGCAUCCGAAUGACGUUAAGGUCAUAAUCGAAGGAAUCAAAUUUGCCAUGAAAUUAUCAGAAACAAAAGCAUUGAAAAGAUACGGCUUCCAACUCGACCGGACACCGGUCCAGGGCUGCGAAUCCCUUGCUUUUGGCACCGACCCAUACUGGGAAUGUGCUGUAAAACGCCAAACCGGUCCUGAGAACCAUCAAGCUGGCAGUUGCAAAAUGGGACCAUCUAGCGACCCCAUGGCCGUCGUUAAUCCAAUGCUCCAGGUCCAUGGUAUCGAUCGGUUAAGGGUUAUCGAUGCGAGUGUUAUGCCAGCGGUUACAACCGGAAACACCAAUGCCCCGUGUAUUAUGAUAGCAGAGAAAGGGAGCGAUUUGAUCAAAUCAAGAUGGCUGACACCACAAGCUGGGUUCUUUUAUACAAAUAUGCCCAACCAAAGGAUAGACAGGCAAUGGGGGUCCUGGUAGUGCAAUUGUAGAUUAACUGUAUUUAUUUCCUGUAGAUUUUCAAUAAAUUUUUAAACA